GAUCUCAGUCACAUUUUCGAUCAUUCAAAUGUUGCUUUGGGUUCUUGGUUUAUGCCUUUGCCAUGCAGGUUUGCUGUCUGCAUAUAAUAACAGAAAUCUACCAAAGAUCUAUUCCAAAGUAUUAAGGCCAAUGGGGUUACCUGAUAUCAAGAUCAUUUCAAUUUCAAAAGUAUGGGAUGAGCAAAAAUUGGCCACAACAUACACUGCAAAAUUUGAAGCACCUAACAAUGUAACAUUUGAGGCGGGCGAGUACACUAUAAGUGUAGUAAAAGAAAACAGUGGAAAUGUAUUUGCAGUUAGUGUAGAAGUGCCGAAAAAAAGAAAACUAUUGAACCCAAGAAUUACUGCGCGGUCGGCGACUGAAAACAUGACCGUUUCCAUUAAAACGUCAACGAAGAAGAACAUUCAGACAAAUUUUUAUUUAACCAGUUGUCAGUAUCAAAUACUACAGAAUAUAACACAGACAUCUCUCUCACAUGUUAAAACGUAUCAAGCAAUAGUAACUGACUGUGCACGUGGGGCUUACGAAAUACACGAUUAUUUUAGGAUCGUUGUUAAUGGUUUAGAUUCCAUUCCCGACGGAACACAUCCGAUGGAUAUUGACAAACAGUACACUGAUAAGUAUUUCAACGAAACAACGAAGUACAGCAGAUACGAUGAAAAUUACGAAACUGUGGUCACAUCUUCCAUCAAUUUUUCGACAAUGAAUGCUGAUAGCGUAGAACUAGCAGAAUUUUACUUUCAUAUUCUUGCCAUAACUCAUAAUCAGAACGACCUUGUCGGUAAUAUACUGCUACAAUGGGGAAAAGACUUACAAACAGAUACAUAAAAAUAUAAUAAUUAAAUCCUGCCUUAAUUAUUAGUUUUCUAAAAGACCAUUCGAUUAUUUUGAUAUAUUUUAUGUUUUUAGAAAUAAAGAGAUGUAGUACGAUUGCAAAUGAAACAAAUUUGCACCAAUGAAAAAAUGACAUGGAUGGGAGAAACUACAAAUAUUUGGAUAUUUUUGGGGUAUAUUUUCAUUGUCUGUUUGUUAAUCCAUCAAUCCUUGAAUUUCAAAACUGAAAAACAAAAUGAAGCUGAAUAUAAUGACAGAUCAAUUAUCAACGAAAUAUAAAUUUGUGUUAUAUGCUACAAACAUAUUCUUUGUAACCCUACUCUGUAUUAUCUUUCUAGAAGUUUGCAGGAUGGGGAUAUUUAGGCUAAUUGUGUUAUUGUACAUUUAUUAAAUAUAGGCUGAAAAAAUGCCGACUGCAUAGUAAUUCGGAAAGAUUCUUUUGAAAUAAAAUCGUACAUUUCUUUG
Mytilus californianus (California mussel) is the source of this 1300-nucleotide messenger RNA. RefSeq lists its product as uncharacterized. The record is from RefSeq and is a predicted model, not a curated record. Bases 29 to 829 code for a protein of 266 amino acids. The transcript is spliced from 3 exons. Lineage: Eukaryota; Metazoa; Mollusca; Bivalvia; Mytilida; Mytilidae.